UCUGGAUUGUCCUCUUGCUGGCCUCCCGCUGGAUCGGGUGUAAUGUAGCAGCAGCUCCCGUUGGCUGGUGGGCGGAUACGUCAGCACCUCACUCCGCUUAUGCCUGCUCCCGUGGAUUGUGGCGGUCAGAAGAAAUAAGUGAUGUAUCACAGGUUAUCCACGAGACUGCUAGAACUUCUGAAACCACUUCCUCUCUGCACUGCGUUAAAAGGCGAGAAAAGCUUCUAUCCAAACCGCAUCAUUGGAAAACGUUAUACUGGAAUCCUUUAGUAUGUUUUAAUAUGUGCUAGCGCGUUUUUAUCCCUUCAUCUACACGGCAAUCAAUCGUCUGGAAACGUUUUUCUUUCUUUGCAACAUGACUUUUAAAUGUGUCUUUUUGACGCACCUGUUACUGCUUUGGGUUGGAUCCGAACCUGGCGCAUCUAAAGGUGUUUGGAGAAGCGCGCGCGACAGCACGACGGACGCGCUUGAUGCCACAGACGCGCUCUCGCAGCACAUGUUUAAACUGUAUGAGAAGUGCAACAUUGAACCUAACCGACUCAAAGAGGGAAAUACAGUACGAAGUUUUAAAGCAAAACCUGAGAAUGUGGAGCAGAGGGCCUCAUACUGGCUGAAUCUCACUUCCCUUCAGGGGUCCGAGGUGAUUCUCACAUCUACGUUUCACUACUUUUUUGACAAACGGCCACGCCAGAGGUCCUGGUUCUGCAAGCGCUUCAAGAACCCCUCUUGUCGCAUCCCGAACUUCCAACUGCUACCCUCUGUCCGUCUUCUUUUCCGGUCUCCCUCCUUCAGCUCAGACCCAGGAUCGCUGCUCGGAAACAUCACCGUAGUUCCUCACAGACGCGGGACCUGGCAGAGCAAGGAUGUGUCUGUCAUUAUAAAGGAGGCCCGAGAUAAGAAUCACCUUUUGAUCACUGUGGAGUUUGACUAUGGAGAGCAGUAUCAAAGGUAUUAUGACCAGCACUCACCUUCCAGUCUUCCAUACUUGCUGGUUUAUGCUAAUGACUUAGCCAUUUCAGAGCCGAACAGUGUGGCUGUGAGCCUACAGAGAUAUGACCCUUUCAUUGCAGACCAGCAGCCAACUCAAUCUCCAGACUCCUCACUUGACAUACGUGUGAAGCGGGAACUGGAAUCGGACUUCUCUGAUCCCAUUGAGAACAACGAGCUCCCGGAGGUGGAGUACAACAGCUUCAAACAGCACGAUUUGUGGGAAAGUGCUUACUUUGCGCUCAAGCCAAAGCCCUUCAAAAAAGAACGUCGGAGGAAAGGCCAGGAGCACGCUGAUGGAUUCGACAAGUCUCAGGUUCUCCGGUUUGAUGAGAAAACCAUGAAGAAGGCCCGGAGGAGACAGUGGAAAGAACCUCGCAGCUGUUCCAGGAGGUACCUGAAGGUGGACUUUGCAGACAUCGGGUGGAACGAAUGGAUCUUGUCUCCCAAGUCUUUCGAUGCCUUCUACUGCGCAGGAACGUGUGAAUUCCCCAUUCCAAAGGUGGUCCGCCCCUCCAACCAUGCAACCAUCCAGAGUAUAGUCAAGGCAGUUGGGAUAAUUCCAGGUAUCCCAGAGCCCUGCUGUGUCCCCGAGAAGAUGAAACCACUCAGUGUACUGUUUAUGGAUGAGAGCAAAAACAUCGUAUUGAAGAUCUACCCCAACAUGUCUGUGGAGACGUGCGCUUGUAGAUAGACGUGCUGCUCAGAGGGAAAAAAAGACAAAUGGGCGUUGUUGUGGUUUUGAAACCGAAUUUACCUUGAAGAGGCAUAUUGUCUUUAGUUUGCACUUCUUAGAAAGUGCAUACAUUUUUAAGGACUGCAUUUCAUAUUUUAUUAAUGCUUAUCUGUGUUAUUUUCAUUUCCUCUGUUUA
Molecule: messenger RNA, 1859 nt
Organism: Rhinichthys klamathensis goyatoka
Lineage: Eukaryota; Metazoa; Chordata; Actinopteri; Cypriniformes; Leuciscidae
Gene: gdf10a
Product: growth differentiation factor 10a
Exons: 3
Coding region: 356-1681 (441 amino acids)
Biological process (GO): BMP signaling pathway; SMAD protein signal transduction
Cellular component (GO): extracellular region
Molecular function (GO): growth factor activity; cytokine activity
Source: RefSeq, a predicted model, not a curated record